GACCGAACCAACCAGCUUAGCAAGGGUCGCCUGGUUUAGAGGCCUGGCCAAGCAGAGGCUACGCUGCCGUGGAAGAGGGAAAAAAAGUGCGCCGUCGCUGGCAUAUCCUCUGUCUCAAUCAUUGGCGAAGAGCUCUGCAAUUGGAGAAUCCUCAGAACUAUGAAGUUUUGAUGCUUCCUUCUAUUACAAAGUCUGUAAGAUCCAUCUUUCAUCAUCUGGAACAAAACACCUCUCAACAUCUUAUUCCAGUGAAAUUUUGCAGCAUGGUUUCUUCCACCAUUGUGGAAGUUACAAAACAGCAAGAAUCCGUUUCGGCUAAUGUGGGCAGUCGUUGCUCGGCAAAUGUCGGUGCCACUCCAGAUAUCGAAAAAAAAUAUGUGCACCAUGUUUAUAAUGACAUUGCUCAGCAUUUUAGCGCUACUAGAUUCGCUAAAUGGCCUAAAGUUGCCAGAUUUUUGAAUUCCUUGAGUCCUGGUUCUGUCAUCUUGGAUGUUGGUUGUGGAAAUGGCAAGUAUCUGGGCUUCAAUCCGAACUGCUUUUACAUAGGUUGUGAUAUCAGCCCACCUCUGAUCAAUAUAUGUGCAAGGAAUGGUCAUGAAGUUUUGGUUGCUGAUGCGGUUAAUCUACCUUAUAUAACUAAUUUUGGCGAUGUUGCUAUUUCUAUUGCCGUUCUUCAUCAUCUCAGCACAGAAAGUAGGAGGAGGAAGGCUAUAGAAGAGCUGAUUCGAGUGGUACGAAAAGGUGGAGUUGUUCUAAUCACUGUCUGGGCUGUAGAACAGGAGGAUGGUUCAUUAAUUUCAAAGUGGACACCACUUUCUGGGAAGUACAAUGAAGGAUGGGUAAGCUCUGGCUGUCCUCAAGUGCGUAAUUCUGCCACACAGAUGCUAGAACAGAUUCCAGAGACAAAUGAAGGUUGUAGAACAGAGAGAUCCAAAUAUCAUUUCACUGGUCCAGGAGAUGGUGAAACUGGUAGAAAGGACAAUAUGAUGGCUGCUUCUUUUUGUAAUGUAGUAAAUGAGCCUGCCAUUGCUUCUAGUAAUUGUAAAGCUGAUAUUAAUCAGGAAUACUUUGUUCCUUGGCAUUUGCCAUAUCAUCGUGCUGAAGUUAAUGGCGCUUCGACUGCAGCAAUUGCACAUGGAUUGGCAAAGAAAGAUGAUCGGAAGGGAGCUGUGGUUUAUAAUCGCUAUUAUCAUAUAUUUGCUGAAGGUGAACUUCAAAGGCUAGUUGCUGGCAUGGAUAAUGCAGAAACAGUUGAGGAGUUUUAUGAUAAAUCAAAUUGGUGCAUCAUUCUUCGGAAGAGAUGAGAUGAUUUCUUUUGAAAAGAACAAUAUUUGUGAAUUACAGAGCUGUCUUCGAAAUGCUUGCAAUGGUUGAUCCAGCUUGAUUUUCCAAAUCAAAGCAGUUUUUCAAUCCAUUGAUCUUCAACAUGGGUGUUUCGCCCAGAGAAUUCACUAGCUGAUAAGACCCUCCCGAGAAAACUAUCCAGUACGGUGCUUUCUGGUCUGCUCUUUUGGCGGUUGAUUGUGUUAUUGAAUGUCGUCCAGGAAAUGUCCAAGUCUUGAGUGUCAGCUUUUGUAAUUUUCAGAUUGAACUUAUUAUAUGUAUAUGUUUUAUAGAAAAGUUUGCGGUUCUACUCUGAAAACUUGCUUGUGUUAUUGAAUGAGUAAUGAGAAGAGACCAUGGGCAGUGAUGGUCAAAAUUUCUCCUCUUUUCUUUUA
Molecule: messenger RNA, 1718 nt
Organism: Phalaenopsis equestris
Lineage: Eukaryota; Viridiplantae; Streptophyta; Magnoliopsida; Asparagales; Orchidaceae
Product: alkylated DNA repair protein alkB homolog 8
Exons: 4
Coding region: 171-1304 (377 amino acids)
Biological process (GO): tRNA wobble uridine modification
Cellular component (GO): nucleus; cytoplasm
Molecular function (GO): S-adenosylmethionine-dependent methyltransferase activity; tRNA binding
Source: RefSeq, a predicted model, not a curated record